Molecule: messenger RNA, 2248 nt
Organism: Hyaloscypha bicolor E
Lineage: Eukaryota; Fungi; Ascomycota; Leotiomycetes; Helotiales; Hyaloscyphaceae
Exons: 3
Coding region: 84-1784 (566 amino acids)
Cellular component (GO): endoplasmic reticulum; membrane
Molecular function (GO): long-chain fatty acid-CoA ligase activity
Source: RefSeq, a predicted model, not a curated record
CUUGCUGGCACUUUCUGACAACACCUUCCAAACAUCAUUCAAUGCAGAUAACCUUGUUGUUGUGAUUCUCACAUUCUGGUACCAUGGGUCUAGGGGACAACUUCAUGUUGAAGCUUGACGAGACCGUCACGCAUGUUCUAGGACAAUGGGACAUCUACACCACAGGCAUCUUUGCCGUUCUCAUCAGCGUUUGGAUCUACACAGUCGUCUCCUCCCGCGACCCAGAUGCCCACCCUAUGCUACUGGCUCGGCAGGCGCAACCUUCUCCUGUUAGGAAAGAAGGAGAGUCCGCGGUUUUCCGGUCACACUCCGCGCCUCAUGGCAUUCCCCUGAACGCUGGUCUCAACAUCAAGGACCCCGGUGAUUCAAAGUGGGCCAGAGGUCGAGAUGGAGAUCUGAGAGAUGUUUGGCGGAGAGUUGUCGCUGGGGGCCUGGAUCGCGAAGGCAACAAGACUGGGGAGAUUGGAAAACUAUUUACAGUCCUGGGUUCGGAGCAGGUCAUCGAACACAAUCUAGCUGACAUAACUCGACAAAUUAACCUGAUCGGUCAACAUCUGAAGCAAAAUGGUGGCCACAAUAUCGCAAUCAUUCUUCCAAACUCUAUCGAAUUCCUAACCGCUUUGUUUGCAUGCGCCUUUUACGAUUUGACCCCUAUUCUCGCCCCCUAUGAUCAACCAAUCGAGAAGAUCAUACUUUUGCUUAAGGCAUGCAAAGCGGACACCGUGAUAGCUGCCGUGGGGUCCUUCCCCUUUGAUGCCAUAACGAAAAGCUAUCCUGCAUUGAAGCAGCUGGUCUGGGUUGUGGACGAAGGCAGCAAGCAUAUGGAUUGGAAUGAAGUUCCCAAGGGAACUGGGGGAGCUGUCAACGUCUCAACAUGGCAGGAGAUUAUCCAAGAUCAAGAACCGACCGUGGGGACAGAGCUUCCUCCUGUUGAUAGAGCGGGUGAGCUGAGAAAAGUUCUUGCUUUCUGGCCCAGUGGAGAACUCGUCGAGUACACCCAGGCCAACUUGAUUGCUGGAAUUGCCGGACAACUUACAUCAAUUCCGACCACGCAACGUAUCACCCAUGCUGACCUCUUCCUUCCUGUCGAUUCGUUAUCAACAAUCUAUCCUUUAGUCUUGAUGCUUGCGGCCCUUUACUCGAACGCUUCAGUCGCAUUGAAUUCAGUUGCUGGCCAAACCUCCGAUCUUCGCAUAGCCACUCAAGGCAUUGCUCCUACAAUCAUUGUGGCAACGCCAGAAGCGCUUGCGACUACACACAAAGAGUCCCAAGAUAAGAUGUCUUCCACUGUCUAUUCAAUGGUCCACUGGUUUCAAGCCCGUUCACUUGUUCAGGAUGGGGUCAUGCCAGUGGCGUCUGCAUUCUCGCGAAUGUACGAUUCCCUCCGUCCUAUCAUUGGAACCACGCCUGGCAAACUUCGCCUAAUCUACGUUGCAAAGCAGGCUGGUGUGGUCAGUACACCUUUGAGUGCGGAAACUCUAUCAGACCUGAGAAUAUACACUGGAGCCAGAAUUAUUUAUGCACUUACUGCUGCAAAGGUUGCUGGAGCAGUCACUCAAACUGGCCUUUACGACUACAGAGUUGACGGAUCGGAGAAGUACUCUCAUUUCGGAGCGCCGGUAACCAGUUGUGAGAUUCUCUUCAAAGAUACUUCCGAGCACAAGACUACGGAUGAGGUCUCGACAGGAGAAAUCUAUGCCAGGGGCCCAGCCGUUGUUGGCGAAGAGGCUUCGUUAGGAGUCACAGGCAAACUCAAGAGUGACCACACUCUUGCGUUAGUGUAAAUUUUCAGGCUUCUGUUUGGAGGUCUCUGGGAUGAAUUUAACGACGCUUUUUUACGUGCAAGUGGUAAUUGCUCAUACAAUAAGUGAAAUACCCGAGAUCUUAUUCAGCCGUAUUGUGGUGCUCAGUGUUCCCGUGGAGAGUGAGUUCUGCAUCCGAAGCUUUUGCAGCACAUCCGCUCAAUAUCCCAAAAAAUCUCUGGGACAUUGAGGUUGUUCUUACAGUUGGGCGUGAAUUUGGAAGCCAAUUCUUUGUUGCAAGUCAGCUCCGUGUUCCAAAAGUUCUCUAGCAAUGACGUUGGAAUGUCGACAAACCGCAGCUGAAUUGAGAAAUGGAAUGAACUUGCGUUCGACAGGACCAGUGUCCCAACUUGAGUAUCUUUCAAACUUCGUUGUUCGGGAAAUAAUCCAUGCCCUCGAUCCUUUUAAUAAGAAUCCUCUGACCAGUGAUAACGAUCCGCCCCGUU